Molecule: messenger RNA, 4064 nt
Organism: Corythoichthys intestinalis (scribbled pipefish)
Lineage: Eukaryota; Metazoa; Chordata; Actinopteri; Syngnathiformes; Syngnathidae
Gene: aup1
Product: AUP1 lipid droplet regulating VLDL assembly factor
Exons: 12
Coding region: 2489-3631 (380 amino acids)
Cellular component (GO): endoplasmic reticulum membrane
Molecular function (GO): ubiquitin binding
Source: RefSeq, a predicted model, not a curated record
UUUUUAACAUAUAUGAUUUGUAUGAAUCGUCGAUCUAUCGCUAUGCGCUACUAUUCUGUCGCUAAAUUAUAUUUCAUUUUUAGUCAAAUAUCUUCCAUGUUCCCACUUCUGUUGUCAUCUCUAUGACAACGAUGCGCUGACUGGCUAAGAGAACCUGAAUGGAUGCGCUGAUUGGCUGAGAGAGCAUGCAUGGAUGCGCUGAUUAGCUGAGAGAGCCUGCAUGCUGCUAGCUAGAGUGGACGGACCGCAGCAGUGUGAAACACGAGUCGCACCCGGCACUUUGCAAUCUGUUUGUUUACAUGCCACCAGUGGACAUGCCACCAGUGGAGGACCAAAUCUCACAAAAUGUCAUGCUGAAAGUUGACCAAGAGAAGAAAAGUGGACAACGAAAAUCGCCGUUUCAAAAUGAGGAAUGGACUGACAAAUAUGUGCCCAUUUUACCAACUGCAAGUACCAAACCUAAGUGCUUAAUGUGCUUUAAGACAAUUGCACUGUUAAAAGUGAAAAUAUGAAAACGCCAUUAUGUUAAAGAGCACAGCUCUUUGAAGGGAAGUUUCCCCCUAAAUCAGAAUUCAGAAGGCAAGAAAUUAACAGGUUGAAGCAGUCAUAUCAAGAGUCAAGCAAGGUUAUUAUUAAAUCCAUGAAACAACAACGGAGUGCUCACUCAGAGUGUCGUGGAUGUUGGCCAAACAUAAGAAGCCAUUCUCUGCUGGAGAAAUAAUAAAAGAGUGCAUGACUGAAGUGAUGGCAUCAUAGCAGCAAUGUUCGAAGGAAAAGAAAAGAAGGAAAUGACAACAAAAAUCAAACAAAUCUCACUCCCAGAUUCAUCAACCACAAGACGCACUGAAGUACUGGCUGAUGAUGUGAGUAAACACCUUUGUGACCCCCAAAUGCCAUUUCUCUCAUUGAGCAGUGUUUACUGUUAAAGUUACUGUCAAUAAUUAUUUUGUUUGCACCUUAAUGACAGAGCUUGUCAUUUAUGUUUUGUACAUUUGAACAUGUACUGUACUAAUUGCACAUGAUUUCUUUUUUGUCCAGCAGAGUUUUAUAGUUACAAAAUGUACUGUCAAUAGUUGUUUGCACCUUAAUGACAGAUCUUGUCAGUUAUUUAGUGUACAUGUGUAAACAUUGAACUUGCAUGUUUUUUUUUGUAUUUUUAAUUUAAGACAAGAAAAUGUUUUGCCAUUUUAUGUUUAUUUAAUCAGAAUGUGUAUUGUAUUUUGUUUGGUCCAAGGAAAACCACCUUUAGCAUCUUCGACCUGCCUCAUAUUUAACCGAUAUUAAUAAAUGGACCCAUGCUUGUAUGAACAAAACAAUUGUGGACCUUCUAGAUUUGUAUUUGAGGACCCCUGUUCUAGAUUACAACAUACAGCAACACAGUAUUAUGAGACUUUGUGCUUCAACAAUUAAGACUAAAACUUCACUGAUAAAUUGUUUGACACCUUCAUUUUAUACCCCUGAAAAUAUUUGUCAUAAAAUAACGAUUUUAUUUUCCAAAUUGUACGUCUUGUAAAACACUUAUGUUCAGAAUAAUGAAUGUAUUUUUUUUUUUUUUUGUCUUCAGAAAUACAAUUCUAUUUUCCCGAAAAUAGUUACUAUUUGAAAACAUACGACUUUACGACGUAUGACAUACGACAUUUAUUAUUCAUUUUAAAUCCUCCCUAAAUUUCCACGUUUAUACUGGUGAUCUAUUAUGUUCCUCUUGGCCAGCUGCAGCUGGAGGCUUCUCUGUUGUUAAACUUGAUCCGAUUCACGUGAUCCUAGCAUGACAAACCGCAAUGGUUUGUAAAUAUACCCGUUACUAGUCAAGUCAUUUCCGGUUAAACCAACAAACACCUGCAAGACUGGAAAUAGAAAUGAUGACAUAAACCCGAUAAGUUAGCAUUAUUUUCAGAAAUUUAUUUUCCUUUCAGAAUUGCAUUGAGGUCAAGGAUUUUACUAACGUAGUUACAUAAACGUUUAUUUUAUAAUUCUACCUGUUUAGUGGCGGAGAUGACUUUGCUGACUCUGCGAAGGUGCAUCGCGUUGGAGCCCAAAUUGUAGCGCUCCUGAGCGAACUGCAGAGCCUUCUUCAAGCCGGGGUCGGUCUCCUUUAGUCGGAUGGCUGAACCUGGAGGGCCGAACAUUGGCCGGUCCAUAUCCUCGCCGAGCCCUAGCACGGCGCCGACGACGGCGGCCAAAGCCAGGCAGACAAAGAACUGACACCCCGUCGCCAUGUCGUUUGUGUGCGUUUUCAGAAGAAAAAGGACAGCUUAGCACUCUCUUUCAGUUUUUGUGGCGGACGUCUUGUCUUCCUGCCAAAAAAAAAAAAACAGUUGUUGCCAAACAAAUCUGGAACGGCUUCGUGGGAGGAGCCAGUGGGCAGGGUAUAUUCAAGAACCCUUACGUUCAGUGACUGUUUACAAAACGUAUUCUAUACGUCACGUUACCCAAAGAUACACUUGUCCUCCUACUGCUGAUCAUUUAUUUUCCAGUUGGCAUUUGUUUGAUGUUAUUACGGAUUUUUAUCGGUGUCCAUGUAUUUUUGGUCAGCUGUGCACUGCCUGAAAGUUUUCUAAGAAGAUUCAUUGUGAGGAUUAUGUGUUCAGUUUUAGGAAUGCAUGUGAGGCAGCAAAAUCCUCAAUCCAGAGACAAAAAUACCAAACUUUACAUAUGCAAUCACGUAACAGAGUUUGAUCACAACAUAAUCAACCUCUUGACCCCCUGCUGCACUCCCCAGUUUCAGGGCUCCACAGGUUUUGUGUGUUGGGCCAGAGGCUUCAUGGAAGUCCACUCUACGCUUGGAAGAGGAGCGAUAGGAGAGUCUCUUCAGAGGUACUGCUCCACCGAAGGUGUCUCACCGUUACUUCUGCUCCCUGAAGAAGACACCACAAAUGGACGAGCUGGCCUUCUUAAAUUUUGUUCCUGGCCAUUUUCUCUGACAGAUUCAAUUCAGCCUGUGGCCUUGAGGGUCGCGAGACCUCUGAUUGCUUUGAGCACACCUGAGACCAGUUGGUUAAAAGAGCUGUUAUGGACUUUUUUUUCUCCAUUUACAGUGUAUCAUGUAAGUUGGUUGCCUCCUGUUUCCCGACAAGAUGGUGAAUCUUCACAGGAGUUUGCCAACAAAGUCCAGGAGUUGCUCGCCUGCGAACUUGGCUUGGUCUCCACAAAGAUCACUAAAGCUGACAAAGCGGAGCAUGUUAAAAGAAAACGACAUGCCUUACCACAACCAUCUACAGGAAUAAGACCUGGUUCUGUGGGCCUCGGUUUUAUGGUGCAAGGUUUGGGAACAGAUGAACGUAGGAUUGCGAAAAUGGCCCAGCAGGUGAAAGAUGUACUGCCUCACAUCCCCCUGAAUGUCAUCACAAAGGACUUGGCCAAAACAAAUUGUGUGAACGUUACCAUAACAAACCUGCUGGAACACAAGGAGGAUUCAUCAGCAGAUGAUAGUGAUACGUUGCUGUUUGGGGCUUCAGUGAACAGCUCUUAUUCUUCCGAUUCUGCACAAACCAUGAAGCCUGUUGCAAAUUCUUUUGGCAAAUCACCAGUUGACAGGCAUUUGUCUCUUCAAGAGAGAAAAGAAGCGCUGUAUAAUUUUGCAAGAAGACGCUACAUUGAAAAACAUGGAUUGAAUCAAGCAGACAGUCUCUGAACAACUUAGGUCAAGUCAUCAUUCUCAAGAAAGAAAGAAUCAUUCAACGUACCUGUCUAGCUGCAAAGAUGAUUUUAUAUUCUAUCAACUGGUGAUGGUGGAAAUCCGACUUGCUAGACAGAUCAUGGCGUGGUCUCACCAUUUACAGUAUAAGUUGGUGGAAAGAUGAUUAAUGCAUGUGUUCAAUUCUUCAUCUUGCUGAUGCAUAAUUUUGAUAACACUUUGUAUUAAGAUCCACUGACUAUGAAUCAUCUAUUUAUUUUUAUAAUGUCCAGAGGUGUCAAUUACAAAUAAAGUUCAGUUUGACAUUCCUUUCGGAAUUAUUUCGCAACUCCUGUAUAUUAGCAAUGGCACUUUGUUUUAACUUAAGCUUAAAUAUUUUGAUGGGAUAUAAAACAAGCUCUUAAAUAUACUGCCUAGUUAAUAUACUCUG